GCUUGGAAAGAGAGCGCAUGCGCACUCCAGGGGACCGCAGGGCCCUUUCCAAAUCCAGAGGCGGCCUCCGUCACCAGCCCCCGGAUGAUGGUGGAGGGACCCAGGAGUCAGGCUGGCUGGCACGGGCGGGGGAACGAAUACCAGAGUGUACGUACUAAAUGCACGCGCGCAGAAACAGAAGCGCCACACCAAGCCGUUACCUCCCCGUCGUUCUCGCCGGCUUCACCGGGCCCCGCAGCAGCAGCAACACCCCCCGCCGGGCUCAUAGCAACACCUCCGCCAUCGCCACCCCUCACUUCCGGGUCCCGGCCCGCGCCGGAAGGGGCGCAGCACGCUACGCCGUCGCCCCGAGGCGUCACACCGGCCGAGCUCUUCUGCAUCUUCCAACAACACACCACUGACUCCCCAUAGCCACUGGUUCUUCUUCUCGCUGCUGCUGCUGCUUCACCUAUUUUUCCAGAGGCCUUCAAACCAGAAAGACGAGUUAUGGAAGAGACUGGGUCAAGAAAGAAAUACAAAAGGUGGCAUAAUUACUCUGCUAAGUACAGCCUCUCCCUGUAGCAUGAAAAUGCCAUGGUUAGACAAAGGUCUCCUGUGAUCGACGCAGAAUUCAAAAGCGAGCCAAGCGCAGAAUCCAACCCAGCAACGGAAUAUCGCCGGGCUCGUCUGCCUUUCGCCUGGGCACACAGGAAGGGCGCCUUGCGCGAAGACCUCCGAGCUGUUGCCUGCGUUUGCGCCCAUGGAGCUGAGUUGCGGCGUCGGGAGCAGGAGCGGCCAGGCGGCGGCGCAAACGGCGUCGGGCAGCAACUCCGCAGCGCAGCCGGCGGCCGCUCACCCCGGGCAGCUCCCGAUGGAGGGCCAGAGCGCCGGAGACGAUUACGAGAGCCUGCCGAUCAGCGCCUCCCUCCACACGCACAUGACGGCCGGGGCGGUGGCUGGCAUUCUGGAGCACACGGUCAUGUACCCCGUGGACUCCGUCAAGACUCGGAUGCAGAGCUUGCAGCCCGACCCCAAAGCCCAGUACAGGAGUGUGUUUGAGGCCUUGAGGAAGAUCGUCCACACGGAAGGCGUCUGGCGGCCUCUGCGAGGGAUCAAUGUGACUGUUCUUGGAGCGGGCCCGGCCCACGCACUGUACUUUGCCUGCUAUGAAAAAAUGAAACGCACUUUAAGUGACAUGAUCCGCAACGGAGGCAACAGCCACCUGGCCAAUGGAAUCGCUGGAAGCAUGGCCACCCUGCUCCAUGACGCUGUUAUGAAUCCAGCUGAAGUGGUGAAGCAGCGCAUGCAGAUGUACAACUCUCCGUACCGGACGGUGCUGGCGUGCAUUCGGACGGUGCAUCGGACUGAAGGGCUGGGCGCCUUCUACCGCAGCUACACCACGCAGCUGACCAUGAACAUCCCCUUCCAAGCAAUCCACUUUAUCACCUAUGAGUUCAUGCAGGAGCAGGUGAACCCCUGCCGGCAGUACAACCCUCGCACGCACAUCAUUUCGGGAGCCCUUGCGGGCGCCGUGGCAGCCGCAGCCACGACCCCCCUGGACGUUUGCAAGACUCUGCUCAACACUCAGGAAAACAUGGCCUUGAGCUCUGUGAGGAUUAGCGGGCACCUCUCCGGAAUGGCCAAUGCCUUCAGGACAGUUUAUCAACUGGGAGGCAUCCGUGGGUAUUUUAAGGGGGUCCAGGCCCGGGUGAUCUACCAGAUGCCUUCGACGGCCAUUGCUUGGUCUGUGUAUGAAUUCUUCAAGUACUUCCUUACGAAGCGGGAACUGGACAAAACAACCCCCUGCUGACCACCCACAGCAGCAACCCAGAACCUCAAAGGAUGUCAUCGUGGCGUAAACGCCACUUUCCCUGGCUUCUUUGGGUGGAUCUGCAAAGGCUGCUGGCAAAUUCAGAGCUGCGUUUUGUGUACCAGAAUGAUGAUUUCUUCUUGUUAAGAUGCUGGAGAAACUUACCUUCUCCAGCUUUUGCUCAACCAAAUUGUCUAAGGACUCCUUGUAAAACCAAGUAUUUAUAGUGUUUAAUGGACCCGUGGAGUUGCUAACUGGGAUAAGAAUUGUGUAAAAAGGGGUGUUGGCUCCUUAGGGCUUUCCGCAGAGGAAGAAGAAUUAAUAUUAAUGUGGAGUGGGGUUUUUUUCUUUAAUAUGUAAAGAUGAAGCCUUUUGCUGAACAAAGUUUUAUAGAGAGAGAAAUUAUGUAAUAUAAAUAGAUGGAUAAUGUUUA
Messenger RNA from Hemicordylus capensis (graceful crag lizard), 2222 nucleotides. It is a transcript of the gene SLC25A37, whose product is annotated as solute carrier family 25 member 37. Bases 740 to 1789 code for a protein of 349 amino acids. The record is from RefSeq and is a predicted model, not a curated record. Gene Ontology annotation, cellular component: mitochondrial membrane. Gene Ontology annotation, biological process: iron import into the mitochondrion. Lineage: Eukaryota; Metazoa; Chordata; Lepidosauria; Squamata; Cordylidae. Gene Ontology annotation, molecular function: ferrous iron transmembrane transporter activity. The transcript is spliced from 7 exons.